This is a messenger RNA of Coniosporium apollinis CBS 100218, 4806 nucleotides long. RefSeq lists its product as uncharacterized. Gene Ontology annotation, molecular function: mismatched DNA binding; ATP binding; ATP hydrolysis activity. Gene Ontology annotation, cellular component: cytoplasm; mitochondrial matrix. The transcript is spliced from 11 exons. Gene Ontology annotation, biological process: cellular response to heat; mismatch repair. The record is from RefSeq and is a predicted model, not a curated record. The coding region runs from base 1 to 4806 and encodes 1601 amino acids. Lineage: Eukaryota; Fungi; Ascomycota; Dothideomycetes.
AUGAACUUGGGCGGGGAGGAGCAGAAGCCUGCGCUGGAACAGUACGGUGUUGACCUGACGGCGCGCGCAAAGGCUGGGAAGCUUGAUCCCGUUAUAGGACGGGAUCAAGAAAUACAUCGGACGAUACAAAUAUUGUCGCGGAGAACGAAGAACAACCCAGUACUCAUAGGCUCUGCCGGCACAGGCAAGACUGCAAUCCUCGAAGGCCUGGCGCAACGGAUAGUCAGAGGCGACGUCCCGGAGUCUAUCAAGAACAAACGCGUCAUCUCGCUGGAUUUGGGACAACUUAUUGCGGGAGCCAAGUUCAGAGGUGAUUUCGAAGAACGGCUGAAGAAGGUGUUGAAGGAGGUCGAGGAAGCAAAAGGCGGUGUCAUACUCUUCGUGGACGAGCUGCAUACACUCCUGGGGUUAGGCAAGGCAGAAGGCAGCAUCGACGCAAGCAAUCUGCUGAAGCCGGCGCUUUCACGAGGAGAGCUCCAAUGCUGCGGUGCGACUACUCUUGCCGAGUACAGGCUGAUCGAGAAGGAUGUCGCGCUUGCACGAAGAUUUCAGCCUAUCCUCGUCGGUGAGCCUUCAGUCCAGGACACCAUCUCAAUCCUACGGGGAAUCAAGGAAAAAUACGAGGUCCAUCAUGGCGUACGGAUUACCGAUGGUGCGCUUGUAGCUGCUGCCACCUACAGCAACCGGUAUAUCACUGAUCGUUUUCUGCCGGACAAGGCCAUCGAUCUCGUUGAUGAAGCGGCGAGCGCUCUCCGUUUGCAGCAGGAGAGCAAGCCGGACGCCAUACAGCAGCUCGACCGCCAGAUCAUGACGAUCCAAAUCGAACUUGAAUCGCUACGGAAGGAGACCGACAUCGCAAGCAAAGAGCGUCGUGAGAAGCUGGAGGAGACGCUAAAGGCUAAACAAGCUGAGGUAGCGACGUUGACCGAGAAGUGGGAGAAGGAGCGGGCUGAGAUCGAGGAGCUCAAGAAUGUCAAGGAGAACCUGGAGAAAGCAAGGCACGAGCUAGAGCAAGCUCAGCGAGAAGGCAACUUCGCCAAAGCCGGCGAAUUACGCUACUCGACUAUUCCCGCUCUCGAGCAGAAACUGCCCAGGGAGGAUUCUUCCGCUGCCGGAAAGCCAUCGGACAGCUUACUUCAUGAUUCGGUCACUGCAGAUGACAUUGCCAAUGUGGUCAGCCGUACUACAGGCAUACCUGUUACCAAGCUCAUGGCCGGCGAGGUGGAGAAGCUGAUCCAUAUGGAAGACACUCUUCGCCAGAGCAUUCGCGGACAGGACGAGGCUUUGACCGCUGUUGCAAACGCGGUGCGCAUGCAGCGCGCAGGCCUGAGCGGCGAGAACCGUCCCUUGGCGAGCUUCAUGUUCCUCGGGCCCACCGGUGUCGGUAAGACUGAGCUCUGCAAGAAGAUGGCCAGCUUCCUCUUCUCUACGGAGCAAGCCGUCGUGCGGUUCGACAUGAGCGAGUUUCAGGAGAAGCACACCGUCAGCCGGCUUAUUGGUAGCCCGGCUGGCUACGUCGGAUAUGAAGACGCUGGACAGUUGACGGAAGCGGUGCGGCGAAAGCCUUACGCCGUGCUGUUGUUUGAUGAGUUUGAGAAGGCUCAUCGCGACAUAUCGGCGCUGCUUUUACAGGUCCUCGAUGAGGGAUUCUUGACCGACUCACAAGGGCACAGAGUUGAUUUCCGCAACACCAUUAUUGUUCUGACCUCGAAUCUAGGUGCCGACAUCAUCGUCGGUGAUGACUAUCUGCACAGCCAUCAGGUCAGCAAGGACAGCGGAGAGAUCUCGCCUGCAGUCAAGAAGUCAGUAAUGGACACCGUGGCCAGCGCGUAUCCACCGGAAUUCCUUAACCGCAUCGACGAGUUCAUCAUUUUCAGGAGGUUGUCGAGAGAGGCUCUGCGAGACAUUGUGGAUAUCCGGCUGAAGGAGCUGCAAGCCAGGCUUGAUGACCGCCGUAUAACCCUACAGGUAUCUGAUGAAGUCAAAGAAUGGCUGGCUGAGCGGGGAUACGAUCCGCGCUUUGGCGCUCGACCUCUCAACCGGCUCAUCUCGAAACAGAUCGGUAACGGUCUGGCGGACAAGAUCAUCCGGGGCGAGAUCAAGACUGGGGAUACGGCUGUUGUCGAGGUUAAGGCGGAUAAGGAGGUCGGAGAAACAGCGCCCGAUGGAGCUGAAGACGAAGAAGACGCUGAUGCUGAAGCGUUGGACGAGAUCGUGUGCGCGAUCGACAUCAAAGGCCGCGGAACAGUGGGCUGCUCGUACUAUGUCGCGCAUGAAGGGAAGCUCUACUUCAUGGAAGAUGUGCAGCUGGGGGGUGUGGAAGUGGUUGAUGCUCUCAAGCUCUACAUCGAUCCCACCAUCAUCCUCGUCUCGACGAGAGUAGACGACGCAGUCAUUGACCGCCUAGACCCGGAGCUGAGGAGUAGAGGUUCGGUGGCUGGUGACAAUGAUCGGUUUAACCUGUCCUACCUCCUUGAGGUGCGACCAUCGAGCGAGUUCGCAUACGAGUCAGCGAAGAACAAGCUCUUGAACCUCAAGAUUGGAUAUGAGGAUGGGCCGCAAAUCACUUAUGUGACCCCAGGCGACGUGCUACCGGCUGAAGGCUAUGAAGCAGAUGGUGAUGGCUUUGCUGGUCGUCAAGGACAACUGCUGAGACUCUCUGGAUGGAUUGACGUGGAGAGCCGGCUGACGGUCGGCUGCGCUGGUGCCGUUCUUUCCUAUCUGCAGCGCAGACGAGCAGCUACGUAUCUGCCUGGAGACCGAGAUGCUGGCGCGUUCUUCCGCGUGUCGACAGUUGAGAUGUUCACCCUCAGCGGCUCAAUGUUCAUCAAUGCCGACACGCUCCUCUCGCUGCAAAUCAUGCAACCUGAAAUGCACCCCCAUGCUCACAAUCAAGGUCCCAUCAAAGCAAAUUCCGGCUCGAAAGAGGGACUCUCCAUCUAUGGUCUCUUCCACUUCCUCGCUUGCACUCCGCAAGGAAGGUACUUGCUACGACAGUAUUUUCUUCGACCUAGUCUCAAUCUCCAGGUGAUCAACGAGCGCCUUGACACGAUUAGUGUCUUUUUCCAGCCAGAGAACGCAACAGCUCUGGAUGCUCUGGUGAAGAAUUUGAGAUCUAUCAAGAACAUCAGGCUAGUAAUGAUCAACCUGCGGAAAGGCAUAAGUGGCGGCUCGGGGAGAGGCGGCGGUGUGGCAAAGGGAGCAUGGUCAAGCAUCCGUCAGUUCGUCUUUCACGCUUUAAAGAUCCGCGACACGUUUCAAGACGUCGUUGGUGCCGACAGGCUUGCCAUACGCAAUAAGGUCCUGGAGAAGUUCGACGGUUACCACCUCGCUCAAAUCGGACGGAAGAUCAGCGAAGUGGUUGACUUCGACGAGUCCGCCGAGCAGCAGCGGACUGUGGUUCUUCGUGGCGUUAACGACGAGCUGGACAAUUUGAAGCAAGUAUACGACGGCAUCGAAAACCUGCUUUCAGAAGCGGCAAGAUCCAUUGCAAGCAAAUUGCCGCCAAACGCUUUGCCGCCCGACGCUCAGCUGAAUGUCAUCUUUUUCCCUCAGAUCGGUUUCCUGAUUGCAGUCCCAGUCGAUGAGCAGACCGGUCAAGGUGUCUAUGCCGGUACAUUAUGGGAGCGUAUAUUCACCACAGGAGCCACGGUCUACUACAAGAGCCCGCAGAUGCAGGAAAUGGACGAGCGUUUUGGCGAUAUUUAUGGACUGAUCUGUGACAAGGAGAUCGAGAUCAUACAUGAGCUUGCUCAAGCGAUCCUGGAGUAUGAAGAUCUGCUAACUACAGUCUCGGAUACUUGUGGCGAGCUUGACAGUCUGCUUGCGCUUACACAAGGUGCAAAGCACCACAAAUUUGUCAGGCCUCGAAUGACAGAAGAGAACAUCAUCAGGAUCAAAGGUGGCCGUCAUCCGCUGCAAGAAUUAACAGUACCUACUUACGUUCCUAACGAUACCUUCCUUGUCGGCGGACAAGGCUCACAACCGGAAAGUUCUGCAGCUAUAACAGCCUCUCAAACUCCAAACGGUCCUAGCAUGCUGCUGAUGACCGGCCCAAACUACUCCGGCAAGAGCGUAUACUUGAAGCAAGUCGCCCUUAUCGUGUAUAUGGCUCACGUGGGAAGCUUCGUGCCCGCGGAAAGCGCCAAAAUCGGAGUGACCGACAAGAUUCUGACUCGUAUCGCAACACGAGAAUCCGUCUCUAGGAUCCAGAGCGCGUUCAUGAUAGAUUUGCAACAAGUCUCGCUAGCCCUGAGCUUGGCCACCCAUCGAAGCCUGCUGGUCAUCGACGAGUUCGGGAAGGGAACUGAGUCGAGUGACGGAGCCGGUCUCGCUUGCGGCGUCUUUGAGUACCUGCUUGGCUUGGGCGAUGACUGCCCGAAAGUCCUCGGCGCCACGCAUUUCUACGAGAUCUUCGAAAGCGGACACCUGAAGCCUUCGCCCCGCCUGGGCUUCGCUCACAUGCAGGUGCGGCUGAACAAAGAGGCUGCGGAGGUUGGAGAUCAGGUCACGUACUUGUAUAAUCUUGAGAAGGGGCGCAGCAUGUCCAGCUUGGGCACUUGCUGUGCGGCCAUGAACGGUAUCAGUCCAGAGAUAGUCAGACGCGCCGAAGAGCUCAUCUUGCUGUCUGCCAGAGGCGAGGACCUGGUGGCAGCAUGUGCGGCGAUGCCGGAGGCUGAGGCUGCGGAGCUUGAAGAAGCGGAGCAAAUUGCGCGGGACUUCCUCAAAGCGGACGUCAUUGAUGAUCCUCGGAAACUCCUGGGAGAUAUACUCACCAUCUCGGCCACAACGGACUCACGGUCCUAG